Molecule: messenger RNA, 1805 nt
Organism: Helicoverpa zea (corn earworm)
Lineage: Eukaryota; Metazoa; Arthropoda; Insecta; Lepidoptera; Noctuidae
Gene: be2
Product: juvenile hormone esterase-like
Exons: 10
Coding region: 44-1777 (577 amino acids)
Molecular function (GO): hydrolase activity
Source: RefSeq, a predicted model, not a curated record
UUCGUCUUUGCUUUCGAAGCGGCGCGAUCAUCUGCAUGGGUUCAUGCCAAACAGGUUUCAUUUAAAAAGCGUGUUACGAAAAAUGACGAUGUCUACAGCGACGUUCAUUCCUUUAAGUUUAGUUAUAUUGUUGUGUACCAGUGAUGUUACAAGCGAAAAACAACCCGUGGUACGGACUCCGCUCGGUGAAGUAUCUGGUUAUUAUAUGCAGACCCGAGGAGGGCGCCAAAUAUCAGCCUUUACUGCAAUUCCGUUCGCGAUUCCACCGCUUGGAGACCUAAGAUUUAAGGCUCCGGUACCUAUCGCGCCAUGGCAAGGAAUAUUAAAUGCCACCAACGUCAGCCCAGUUUGUGUUCAGAAAAAUCCGUACGUUCGCCAAAAAGACAUCGUGGGACAAGAAGAUUGCUUAUACUUGAACAUUUACACACCAAAAACAAACAACGAUAUUAGCGAAGAGAAAAAUGUUUUGCCGGUUAUGCUGUUUCUUCAUGGCGGUGGAUGGAUGUGUGGGGAUGCCACUACGGAAAUGUACGGCCCACAGUAUCUUCUGGACAGAGAUGUUAUACUAGUAACAACCAACUACAGACUAGGUCCAUUAGGUUUUCUUUCUACUCAAGACCAACAUUGCCCUGGGAACAAUGGUCUGAAGGAUCAACAGGAGGCUCUGCGAUUUAUACAAAAGACAAUAGAGAGUUUUGGUGGCGACAAAAACUCUGUGACUAUAUUCGGAGAAAGUGCUGGCGGGGCCAGCGUUCAUUACCACAUGAUAUCGGACACUAGUGCAGGACUGUUUCACAAAGGCAUAUCGGAGUCAGGAACAGCUCUCGUGCCCUGGGCUGAAGCGCCACCGGGCGAGGCUCUCCGCAAUGCCUUCCGUCUGGCUAAGUUCCUGGAAUGUCCUCAGUCCCCUUCAGAAAAAAUGAUCGAGUGUCUUCGCACCAAGGACAGCUAUGACAUCAUCAACACCGAAUUUAAAUUUUAUGAAUGGGACUAUGAACCAAUGACGCCUUUCAAAGCGGUUGUGGAGCCAGAUCUUCCCGGGGCAUUUUUGACGAGAAGUCCCCGGAAAAUACCUGACGUACCCGCUGUUCCCUGGAUGACAGGCCUGACCAAAGAUGAAGGAUGCUUAAAAUCUGUUUGGAUCACAGCAAACUCGUCGAGAUACCAAGAAUUUACAGCAGGUUUCGAUACUAUCGGUCCAGUUACUUUUUAUUAUGACAAUUCACCAUUCGCUGAAGAGAUUACCAAGAAGAUUCGAGCUAAAUACUUGAAAGAAAAUGACGAGCAGGCAACACAACGUGGGAUCCUCGAUCUUUACACAGAUUCGUACUUUGCCUACCCUGCUGUAGAGGCUAUAGAGCUCGUAUUAAGCUACACUAAGAAUCCAAUCUACCUCUACGAAUUGGCUUACAGAGCGUCUAACAGCUUUUCUCAAAUAUUUGGUGACCCUGAAGGAAACUAUGGUGUUUGCCAUGCUGACGAUCUGAUGCAUUUGUUCCCGAUCGGAUUUAUGGACAAACCUUUUUCUCCAGAGGAUCUUAAGAUGAGUGAAACUAUAGUAACGCUUUUUACAAAUUUUGCUACUUCAGGUAAUCCAAACAAACCCAUCAGCUUACCAAUGAAAUGGGAACCUGUAACUUCAGCACGAAAUAUGGAGUACCUUGAAAUAGAAAGCCAGUCGACAAUGAAGGAAAAUCUUGCAGCUCGUUCUCGAUAUUGGGGUACCCUACCUUUAUGGCACAGUUUACGUAAUAGUAGGUUUAUGGAUGAACUAUAAAUAAUUAUAAUUAAAUAACUAAAAUAUA